CAGGCCUCCGUGUUUGGUUGGCGGUUACUUAUUGCUUGUCGUCCUAUCGUGGGACGUAGGAUCGUAACACGUUGUUGGCAGCAGCAGCAGCUACUUCAUCUUCCGUCUUGUCUUCUGAGCUGGAGUAGUGUGAUGGAUGAGCGCUGCUCAACGAGCUGGUGGAGAGACAGGCAGGUUCACAAUACUGGUGGUGUCAUUGAGAAGUACACAGCUCCUUGUACUGAGAACCGUGUUUGGUGAGGUUACGCUUACACUUAGGGCGUGGAGAAACUAUCUACAGGUUGUCAGUAUCAAGAAAGUGAGGGUUGAUGGCAUAAUCUCACUCGCAGUACAUUACCAGAGGAACUGGGGAAGGAACUGGGGAGUAAUUGUAUGGGGUAGCAUCACUAUAAAUCCAGCAGCUCCCUCACCGGCUUCUCCAGCAGCCAAAGUAUGGAUAUGGUACGCCGCAGCACUACUAUCGGUCCCCAUCAAUGACCUUCACAACUGUGGUACCUAUGCUACGCUAACCAAGCCACAGUACGCGCACAAUACUCCUACACCUCUGUCUCAAUGUUACUUGACAGUAAGUUGCUGUCAAUUGACUCCCACACCAUCACCACACCCCAACAACAUUGUUGGCCAAUAAGACUGCUCCAUUUGGGUACCCAUAUGUACUAUUUCACCCUCCAAGGGGGGUCGCUCAACAUAUGCAAACCACAAUAGUCGAAAAUAAACAAAGACAAAAAACCUUUUCCCCUUGGGUAAAUCUGAGCAAAGCCGAAGGUAAGAGCACACUUCAGCAUCAUGCUGAGAUGAUUGAAAAGUGUACCCUCUUCCAAUCGCACAGUCUCGUGUGCUGUCGAAUAGUUCUCACUCUCAGUCUCCAACAAGCAUAUAUACCCAAAAAUGCCAAGGUCAGCAAUCUAGAGGGCAUGUGGUCUGUCAUGAUGUUCCGGGUACCUCACUUAGCACUUAUGACAUCUUGGAUCUGCCGCCACUAGGCCUGAACCGUCCUAGUUUCCUCACAGUGGUUUCCUCCACACAAACCGUAG
This is a messenger RNA of Macroventuria anomochaeta, 1034 nucleotides long. RefSeq lists its product as uncharacterized. The transcript has a single exon. Lineage: Eukaryota; Fungi; Ascomycota; Dothideomycetes; Pleosporales; Didymellaceae. The record is from RefSeq and is a predicted model, not a curated record. The coding region runs from base 137 to 628 and encodes 163 amino acids.